AGAGAGAGAGAGAGAGAGAGAGAGAGAGAGAGAGAGAGAGAGAGAGAGAGAGAGAGAGAGAGAGAGAGAGAAACAUUCUAGACAGCUAUAUCUAUGGCUACGGAUGACAAGCAGAGAUUUGGCUAACAUAAAGGGUAAACAUAUAGGGCUUUUGUAAAAGGCAGAGAGACCAAGCGACAGGGGACCAAUUCGACCGGGAACAGUCAACAGGAACAGAGUCAAAAUCCACUGGGAGAGCGCUCCGUGCUCGCUGCAUUUGAAGCCUUGACUGAGAGUCGAAUAGAACAUGGAAGGAAUGGCAUACGGAGCGGGCAAGGCCGGAGGAGCCUUCGACCCGGUGACGUUCUUCCAGCAACCUCAAACCAUCCUCCGCAUCGUCUCAUGGCUCUUCUCCAUCGUCAUCUUCGGCUGCAUCGCCAACGAGGGCUACGUGAACCGGCCGGACGAGGUGGAGGAGUUCUGCAUCUUCAACCGCAACCAGAACGCCUGUAACUAUGGCGUCGCCAUGGGGACGCUGGCCUUCCUGUGCUGCAUGGCGUUCCUGGCGGUGGACAUACGCUUCCCCCAGAUCAGCAGCGUCAAGGACAGGAAGAAGGCCGUGCUGGCCGACGUGGGCGUGUCAGCCUUCUGGUCCUUCAUGUGGUUUGUGGGGUUCUGUUUCCUGGCCAACCAGUGGCAGGUGUCCAAGCCGGAGGACAACCCCCUGAGGGAGGGCGGGGACGCGGCCAGAGCAGCCAUCACCUUCUCCUUCUUCUCCAUCUUCACCUGGGGUGCUCUCACUCUCUUCUCUCUGGAGAGAUUAAAGAGUGUGUCGUUUGAAGAGGAGUACAACAAGCUGUUCACCCCUCAGCCCUCCCUCCCUCUGAUAUAAUACACCUCUGAUUAACCUGGCUGUUCUCUCCACAGCCCCCCCUCCCUCUGAUACAAUACACCUCUGAUUAACCUGGCUGUUCUAUCCACAGCCCCCCUUCCCUCUGUCACCCUGUCACCCUGUCUGUGUGCCUGGCUGUCUGUCUGUCUGUCUGCUUGCCUGUGUCUGUCUGUGCGUGUGAGGGUGUGUUGCUAUGGUAACCACCGUUCUGCUGUGAGACACAGGUGCUGCGGUGUCCGACCAGCCGAGCCACACCCAUAAAUCUGGACAGCCAAUGACACGCUGCCGUUUCACACCAUAAAACCCAAUGACAGUUAGGGUUUAAAUCACCAGCGUUCCGUCGUGAGAGUUCUAUUAGUUCUGCAAGUGGGUGUGUCUGUCUCUGUGUGUGUCUCUUUGUGUACACGUAUGAUGUGUGUGUGUGUAUGUGUGUAUACUCCCUUGCUAAUAUCAGGUUAGCCUCACCUUAUCAAGACAGCCACUUGGAUCGUUGUUGUUGUUUGUUGUUGUUGCUUGUUGUUGUUGUUAUUGUUGUUGACAUACUUGCUUCCUCUCUCUGAUUUCUCUGCUGCUGUGGUACCUAACAGCAGACUAAUACAAGCAUCCACCGUUGCAUUCCUGCUAACUAAUUCCUUUGCUUCCCUCCCUUUCUCUUUCAUUUCUGUCCUCCUUCACCAUCCCUCCUUCCCUCCUCCUCUACCUCCCUCCCUCCUCCUCUACCUCCCUCCCUCCUCCUCUACCUCCCUCUCUCCUCCUCUACCUGCCCCCCCUACUCUACUCUACUUCCUUCUCAACCUCUUCCGGCCUCCUUCCCCAACAACACCCCCCUAACCUUCCUCCCCAAACCCUGCCCUUGCCCCCCCCCCCCCCCCCCCCAGGCGGCACAGUCCUUCCUGGCCUACCAGAGGUACCAGCUGGGGGCCGACUCGGCCCUGUUUGGGGACUACACCGACCCCAGCCAGGACGCGGCGGCCGCCCCCUACACUGCCUUCAGUGGGGGGGAGGACAGCCCCGUG
Messenger RNA from Osmerus eperlanus (European smelt), 1887 nucleotides. RefSeq names its product synaptogyrin-1-like. Lineage: Eukaryota; Metazoa; Chordata; Actinopteri; Osmeriformes; Osmeridae. The record is from RefSeq and is a predicted model, not a curated record. The transcript has 4 exons. Gene Ontology annotation, cellular component: synaptic vesicle membrane; neuromuscular junction. The coding region runs from base 287 to 871 and encodes 194 amino acids.